ACAUGUUCUCUUGAAUUCGAAACAAAUCCACACAGUGGCCAGAUCGAAAACCAUACUGUUCUCAUGUAUCCAAAAUCCACUAAUUGGCCAUCCAAAGACUACUUUAAUCUAAUGAAACACAUUCUUCUUAGAGAAAAAAAUCUCUUUCUUUGUCAGAGAAGACACACCCACAAUCUCGUUUCCCUUUAAGUUCAGUCAAUUCGGUGCCUUAAACCCAUCCAAUUCAAUCUUGAUGUCUUGCGCUUCUUUAAACAUUGUUUACCUACGCAUGCGGAAAUGACUCCUAUAUACACAAUAUCGAUAGCAAGACUUUUUGUCUCGAGAAGCACCCAGUAGAACCGUCUAGUCACUACAUGAAUGUUUGAGCUUCAUCUUUCUCUUUCUACAUGACUGUAUGGUGCUUGAGAUAUCUUUCAAUAGUAUAAAAACUAGCUCGGUGCCCAUUUCAUUUAAGUUUAGCAAUCAAGCACCCAACAAUCAAUCACUCAUCAAUCGAUCACUCAAGAUGACCUCCCAAAAUUCCCAGAUCCCACGAACAUGCGGCAGCUGUGGCGAGAUACACAGUCCAUCGCUUUGCCAUGUUCCAUUGCAAUGUUGGCAUUGUGGCAUUGAACAUUUUUCCACCAAAGAUUUUUGCCGCAUUUGUAAUGGGUGGGUAAUACCAUCAAGCACUACAGCGACGGACGAAAUUCUAAGCAUGCCUAUUGAUUGGAAGGUAUAUUCAAUCGCAAGUACGGAUUCAAGUCAACUCAAGAGCGAGCAGUUGAAAAAUGCCGCACUUGCUAUAAAGAAUGAUCAGUACACUGCUAUCCUUUGUGCCAAAUCUCUUGAUGGACCAUACAAGGCAAAGCAGACAGCGGUAUUCUUACAUAGACCUGGAGGAGACAAGAGGCUGUCGUUUACAAAGCUGGGUCUGAGCGGUAUCCAAGCCAAUUCUAGAAGGUGGGUGGAUAUCAAACUUGCCGAUUGGACAACGUUUGAGGAAAUUGUAGGAGUGACUCCAUUACCAUCCACUUUCCCGACGCCAGAAAAUAUUGGUUCGCUAGAAGGUGACGAACAAGACACAAAUGUUGGGAGCUUCGACGGGGGUCGUUUCCCUGCUGGAUCGGGUGCUAAUUGACUAGCCUAUAUGCCAGAUCAAUAUGUGGAGGACAUACAAUACCUUAAGCGUAUGGUAGCCGUUAGCCUAUACAGCCAGUUAUAGUGUUCAGCCCACAAGUUUUCAUAUAGUUUCUCCAAGCUAUUUUUCAAUUGCUCGACGGUUUUGCCAGUGGGAGUUUGUGCUUUUGUAUACAAACUUGUUUACUUUUAUCCUUGUACAUCAGUAUCAUGAAUGUGAAUCUCAAGAUUUUCAAAGUAAUA
Molecule: messenger RNA, 1362 nt
Organism: Botrytis porri
Lineage: Eukaryota; Fungi; Ascomycota; Leotiomycetes; Helotiales; Sclerotiniaceae
Exons: 2
Coding region: 395-1120 (241 amino acids)
Source: RefSeq, a predicted model, not a curated record